Messenger RNA from Jatropha curcas, 1239 nucleotides. NCBI's taxonomy places the organism in Eukaryota, Viridiplantae, Streptophyta, Magnoliopsida, Malpighiales, Euphorbiaceae. The record is from RefSeq and is a predicted model, not a curated record.
GCAACCAAAUCUUGAGGAGAAAACCAAAAAGAAGAAAGAAAGAAAGGAAGGAGAUACAGUUGUUUAGACAGAAAAGAAACUAUGGGAAGGUCUCCCUGUUGUGAUGAAAGUGGUCUCAAGAAAGGUCCAUGGACUCCUGAAGAAGAUCAAAAACUUGUCAAAUUUAUCCAACAACAUGGCCAUGGCAGCUGGAGAGCUCUGCCUAAACUUGCUGGCCUUAAUAGAUGUGGAAAGAGUUGCAGAUUAAGAUGGACAAAUUAUUUAAGACCAGAUAUUAAGAGAGGAAAAUUUUCCCAAGAUGAAGAACAAACAAUUCUCAAUCUCCAUUCUGUUCUUGGCAACAAAUGGUCAGCAAUAGCCAGUCAUCUUCCAGGACGAACCGAUAAUGAAAUCAAGAAUUUCUGGAACACCCAUUUAAAGAAGAAGCUAAUACAGAUGGGAUAUGAUCCGAUGACUCACCGGCCUCGAACCGACAUGUUUGCAACCUUACCUCAUCUUAUAGCCUUAGCUAAUCUAAAAGAGCUUAUAGAUCACCACUCAUUAGAAGAACAUACCAUGAGACUACAAGCAGAAGCUAUUCAAAUGGCGAAACUCCAAUAUUUACAGUGUCUUCUUCAACCUCCAACUACUAGUUCUAAUAUUAAUACCUCAAAUAUCAACAUACCCAAUACUGUUUUCAAUGAGAUUGAAGCUUUCAAUCUCUUGAACUCACUUUCAAUGGAUUUAUCAACGACAACCUCUCUUCCAGGGUUAACUGAUUCCAUACCUAAUUUUUCUCAUUUGCCUGAUUUACAUGUUGAAGCUGCACCCAAUGAGUUUAUGGUAAGGCAAGAAGAUGAUCAUCAUAUAAAUAUUAAAUCAGCUAAUAAUAACUCUACAUGGGUUAAUAAUAAUCCUUCAAUAUCUUCAUCAACAAUUACCACUCCAUCCCCUACUUCUGUUUCGGCCACGGCACCGUUUUUAACACAGAGUUCUUCCAUGAAUAGCAGUUCAAGCUAUGGAGGGGAAGGUAGUACUACAGUUUGGCAAGGUCUUGAUCUACUUGAAGACCCUUUCUUUAAUGAGAUUGCAUAGUUUAAUUUUUGUUAUUUUUAUUUUUAUUUUAUUUUGUGUGAAAAAGGUUUGGAGUUCAUAUUGCACCCAUAUCUACUUCACUUUGUAAUAUUUACAGCACAUAUACAUAUAUAAAACCUUCUGUAUAUUAUGUACACAUUGCACUCUUCACUCAUCAGAAUUAAA